CUUACAGCGGAAGUACCAAUGGAGUGUGAAAGGACAGGUGGCCACCCACUGUACUUGAGCGGAGUCCGUGCUUCAGCUUUCAGGUGAAACGGAAGUCAGGUUGAAAAUACUAUAUCCCUGAAAAACAGAAACAUCUGCUUCUGUCGACUCCGCGGAGAGCGCACAUAUUCUUCUUUUUUCUUUUGGAGAGAGCUUCACCAAAACCAUCCCCGUGCCCGCCCACCUGUCACGGUCUGUCAGGCUAUCUUGGACCCUUGGGAUGGGCCUACCUCCCUUUGAAGUUGACUUUUAAAAUGGUUAAAGUUAGGUAAGAAUUAUGGUUAAGGUUAGAGUAAGAGUAGGGUUUAAGGUUAGGAUUUAGGGUAUGGACGUCCCAAGACUCCCAGAUAGCACUAGCAAACCUGGCACUGCUACGCGGAAGUAAGUGGAUGAAUGCAAAAUAGUCAUCAGCACUCCGGAAUUCAAGGGAAUAUAAACGUAAAAAGUAUGCGGGCUGUGUCUGCACUAGUGUUCCUGGCCGUGGGUGUGAUGGUGGUGUUGAUGUACCAGGCGGUCCGCCAGGAGCUGACUCUGCGGGGUCUUAAAGCCCGCGCUCUGGAGAGCUCCUCUCAGGUCAAGCAGAAGGAGAACGACAUCGUCCAGGUCAAGAUGAAGAUCCAGAAGCUGAAUGGUGAGCUGGAGCCCAUCAACACCAAGAGAGAGGAGCUGACUAAGAAGAAGGGGCAGUCUGCUAAAGCCACAGGCGAGGCAGACAAGAGUCUAAAGACCUGUCAUACAGAGAAGGCCGAUGUGGAGAAAAAGAAGACUGAGGCGUCGGCGGCCCUUCAGAAAGUUAAAGAUGAUCAAGAAGCACAGAAGAAGAAAGCUCAGGAGGAGAUCCAGGCAUUGAAACAGCAGAUUCUGGAGCGGGACAAGGCACUGUGUGCCUUUGUGGACCAGACCAAUGAGGAAGGACGGAAGCUGUGUGGAAUCACAGAGGCCCCGAAAUGAAGACUUGGGCAACACUAUCAGCCUCCAUCCCUCCCUCCCUCGCUCCCUCGCUCAUGCUUGCCGUGAUGCACACACACCCAUACACAUCAUCGUUGUGCAGCUCAUAACAUUCCCCACCUACAACCACCUUCACUUCACUGUACCUCUCAAUACUCAGGAAAAUAAAAAACAAGAAGGGUUUGGAAAACCCAGUCUGAAUGUCAUGUCUUCAUUACAUACAGUACACUGUUAGUUUAUGUAUGCAGGUAAGGAAGGGAGACAUUACAUUUUUAAAUUAGUGAGUUUCAUCCUAUGGUACAGUACAUUAAUGUAGGAAUGACUGAAAGAGGUUAGGGCUAAUUCCCUCAGAGAUGGAGCAAGGUGUCUCUGAGGUGACUUCUGAAUGUUGCAAAGGUUCUAGAGAAGAGUUCUAGAGAAGAGCUCUAAAGAAGUGCGCAGGUGCAUGCCCAUCUGGUUCAAUUGUCUAUUAAAUAUUUAUUAUGCAUAGAUCUAUGAUUGACCUUUAUAGUGCAUAGAUGUAUGAUUGGCCUUUAUAGUGCAUAGAUGUAUGAUUGACCUAUAUAGUGUAUAGAUUUAUGAUGGACCUUUAUUGCAUUUGGGUGUGGUGUGCGUUAAUCAGAGUAUAACAUUGCCCUGUGUGGGUAAUGGGAAAAUUUAAGAUGAAUAAAGUGAAUAUUCAGUUAACAGUAAUUAACACAAUGAUUAGCAUAUUUAUGUUUUCCCUUUCUAUAAUACACAUAAUUUCCAAUGUUCUAUUUGUGAGACUCACUUUUGUAUGGGUUGAUGGUCACUAGACCUGAGCUACUGAAGGUACAAGGACCGAGAACACACAGAUUAUUAUUGUAUUGAUGACAUUAUGAACACUGAGUGAUUCUGUAGCAGCCGGCAAAGUCACUGUCUUUGUAUUGACUCCAAGCCCCUCUGGCUGAUAUUUUAGAGAACAUUUGGUACUGUCUGAUUAGAAUAUGAAGGUUCUGUCUCCAAGAGCCCCGUUGGACAUUUUCUAUGCUUCUGUUCUGGAGGUGUCUCCCUGAAUGACUGUAUUAAACUGGAUCGAUCUGAUUGAUAUUA
This is a messenger RNA of Oncorhynchus kisutch (coho salmon), 2061 nucleotides long. RefSeq names its product restin homolog. NCBI's taxonomy places the organism in Eukaryota, Metazoa, Chordata, Actinopteri, Salmoniformes, Salmonidae. The coding region runs from base 433 to 990 and encodes 185 amino acids. The record is from RefSeq and is a predicted model, not a curated record. The transcript has 5 exons.